CACCUUUUUGCAGAUCAAAGAGUUACAACUAACACACACCCUUGUUCUGUCUUCUGACUCUUCUCUUCUCUUCUCUUCUCUUUGGAUUCAAUCAUCUCGAUCUACCUUCUUUGAUAAUGUCGUUUCUCCACAAAUGAUAUCUUCUACGGACAAAUGUUUUCCAAUUCCCUCCACACAACAACAUAGAAGAGAAACAGAAGCAUUUGAUUUUGAGGCAACAAAACAAGAACAUUGUUGUUAGAAGAAACAAUGGCAAAAUCAUCCUCUGAACAAGGUUCAUAUGCACCCAAAAACAUCCUGAUAACUGGAGCAGCUGGUUUCAUUGCCUCUCAUGUCACUAACAGACUUGUCAAGAACUAUCCAAGCUACAGGAUUGUGGCACUUGACAAGCUUGAUUAUUGCUCCAGCCUCAAGAAUCUAAACCCUUGUCGCUCUUCUCCCAACUUCAAGUUUAUCAAAGGUGACAUAGUUUGCAUUGAUCUCGUGAAUCACAUCUUGAUAUCAGAGGAGAUUGACACUAUUAUGCAUUUUGCUGCACAAACCCAUGUCGACAAUUCAUUUGGAAACUCAUUUGAAUUCACUAACAACAAUGUCUAUGGCACCCAUGUACUUCUUGAGGCUUGUAAGGACACUCAGAACAGGAUCAAGAGGUUCAUUCAUGUCAGCACUGAUGAGGUUUAUGGAGAGACUGAUAUGGAGACCGACAUUGGAAAUCCGGAGGCUUCGCAGCUUCUCCCAACAAACCCUUACUCUGCUACGAAAGCAGGGGCUGAAAUGUUGGUCAUGGCUUAUCACAGAUCUUAUGGACUUCCAACAAUAACCACGAGAGGAAACAAUGUCUAUGGCCCUAACCAAUACCCAGAAAAGCUUAUCCCCAAAUUCGUUCUCCUCGCGAUGAAAGGCGAGAAGUUGCCAAUUCAUGGAAAUGGUUCCAAUGUGAGAAGUUACUUGUACUGUGAAGAUGUAGCUGAGGCGUUCGAUGUAAUUCUCCACAGAGGAGUACUUGGUCAUGUGUACAACAUUGGAACCAAGAAGGAGAGGAGAGUUCUUGAUGUAGCUGAGGACGUAUGCAGGCUGUUUGGAUUGAGUACUAAAGAAGCUAUUAGCUUUGUCCAAGACAGGCCUUUCAAUGACCAAAGAUACUUCUUGGAUGAUCAGAAGUUGAAGAAGCUUGGAUGGGAUGAGAGAACUCCAUGGGAGGAAGGCCUAAAGAAGACCAUGAAAUGGUACACAGAAAACCCAAAUUGGUGGGGAGAUGUCAGUCUUGCUCUUCACCCACAUCCUCGCAUUUCGAUGGGUGCUCAUUCUAACGAUGAAUCAUGGUCUCUGCAAAACGAAACUGCAACAACAAAAGAAUCCGCCGUUGAAAGCUCAUCAGGAGGACUCAAGUUCUUGAUAUAUGGGAGGACUGGAUGGAUUGGGGGGUUGUUGGGGAAGCUAUGUGAAGAUCGAGGGAUUGAGUUCGAGUACGGUAGAGGAAGGUUGGAAGAUAGGAGAUCGAUCAUGGAGGAUAUCAAGAGAGUAAGGCCUAGUCAUGUUUUCAAUGCGGCUGGAGUUACUGGUAGGCCUAAUGUUGAUUGGUGUGAGUCACACAAAACGGAGACUAUUCGAGCUAAUGUUGUUGGAACACUGACACUGGCGGAUAUUUGUGAGGAGAAAAAUCUACUGAUGAUGAACUUUGCCACUGGAUGCAUAUUUGAGUAUGACAAAGAUCAUCUCCAAGGAUCAGGAAUUGGGUUCAAAGAGGAGGACACACCGAAUUUCACUGGCUCCUUCUACUCCAAAACCAAGGCCAUGGUAUCGUUGUUUUGUGUUGAAGGGCUACUAAAGGAGUACAAGCAUGUAUGCAAUCUAAGAGUCCGAAUGCCGAUAUCAUCCGAUCUUGGUAACCCUCGAAACUUCAUCACUAAAAUCUCUAGUUACCAAAAAGUGGUGAACAUACCAAAUAGCAUGACGGUGCUGGAUGAGCUAUUACCAAUUUCUAUUGAGAUGGCUAAGAGGGGAUGUAGAGGGAUAUGGAACUUCACCAAUCCAGGAGUCAUAAGCCACAAUGAGAUAUUGGAGUUGUAUAGGGACUACUUGGACCCUCAAUUCAAAUGGGAGAAUUUUGAUUUGGAAGAACAGGCCAAGGUGAUUGUUGCUCCAAGAAGUAACAAUGAAAUGGAUGGUUGGAAGCUAAAGAAGGAGUUUCCAGAGUUGUUGUCUAUCAAAGAUUCAAUCAUCAAGUAUGUUUUUGAGCCAAACAAGAAGGCUUGAAACACACAUACUUGGAUUGUAAUGUGAGAGUUUUUAUUUUCAUUUUUCUUUUAAUUUAUUUUUUUGUUUGUCAAGUAUGGUGGGUAAUUUUACCUUCUUGGGCUGAUUUCACAUAAUUGGGUUGGUGGAGCGUUAGGUCCUUUGAACACCUGAAAUAAGGCAAGGUGAGUAGGUCCAACGAUCGCCAUGAUGGUGGUGAUCGGGAUCGAUGUUCCGAUGCUCAAUUAAAUUUUCUCUCCCAAUUAAUAUUAGUUA
Molecule: messenger RNA, 2511 nt
Organism: Tripterygium wilfordii
Lineage: Eukaryota; Viridiplantae; Streptophyta; Magnoliopsida; Celastrales; Celastraceae
Product: trifunctional UDP-glucose 4,6-dehydratase/UDP-4-keto-6-deoxy-D-glucose 3,5-epimerase/UDP-4-keto-L-rhamnose-reductase RHM1-like
Exons: 3
Coding region: 250-2256 (668 amino acids)
Biological process (GO): nucleotide-sugar metabolic process
Molecular function (GO): dTDP-glucose 4,6-dehydratase activity
Source: RefSeq, a predicted model, not a curated record